Molecule: messenger RNA, 1785 nt
Organism: Penicilliopsis zonata CBS 506.65
Lineage: Eukaryota; Fungi; Ascomycota; Eurotiomycetes; Eurotiales; Aspergillaceae
Exons: 2
Coding region: 1-1785 (594 amino acids)
Source: RefSeq, a predicted model, not a curated record
AUGUCUGUUUCAGUUGAGAAGUCGGAUUCUAUAGUUGGUUGUUUUAGAGAUGCUCUGCCGUCUAUUUUGAUAAAGUCUCGUCAUACUGAUAUUUGGGGCGUGGAUUUAAAGCACGCGGAGUGGCCGACAGUGAAGAUCAUUUUAGAAAAGUUCCUCAAAAGCCAUUCGGCAAUCCCUGCCCUUCAGGUCUCCAGGGCAAGGGUCUCACUCGAGAGAACUCUAGAGUGGCGAUGCUUCUCUAAGCCGAGUGCUGUUCUUCCUGAAGCAAAAGCUAUCCUUCCAGAAUUGGACCUGUGCCAUAUCACUUUCAAUGAUGGGCAAUACGUGCUGUGGGUCAGCUUAGACGAGAUGACUAUGAAGGGAUACUUGCCAAUACAUGAAAGCCUGGCGACAUCGAGAGGAUUGGUGAACCUGGGUCUUGCUGUCAUGGAAAAGCUCUCUACGCUCCUGAUGCAGGAUCUACAUGGCCGUCCGGCUUGCUGUGUGAUUGAAUUCAAGAGGCAUUCUUUCCCUAAUACCAGGAAAAAACCACAAUCCUUCCAGGGGAUGCUCCGCAAGGCACUCGAAGACUUGGUGAGGUUGAUUCGAAAUCACUAUCCCAAUAUUCUGGCAAAGGCAUACAUUAUCAACCCUUGUGGCGAAUACCUCGCAUAUAUGGAUAUCAGUGAAGCUCUAUUGAGGGAUACGGUGCUGUUGAAGAAUCCAGUAGACCUUGGCCAAUACCUUGGCUCACAACUUCCACCUCGAUAUGGCGGUACAGGCGAAUCGUUGAAGCUUCAUGACUGCCUGGCAAAGAACGUGAAAGGAAACAAGCCAGAUAUCAGUACGGCAGCGAGUACCGACAUUGAGAAGCCUGAAGUCGAAAAAGAAACCACAACGCCCGCUAUCAACUGUCCCAAAGUCGUGGAAACAGAGGAGCCAAAACUGCGCUUGAUCUACUCGGAAACCAUCGGGCCUCCAUCCAUCAUACUCGAUCCCGACGACCUGGAAACGGCACAACCUCUUUGUCCCGACAAGAUGGGCGCGCGAGUUGUCUUUGCAGAUUCAGACACAGUCGUGAAAUUCGGGCACGGUGUUGGUCUUGGUGAAGCUGAGGCGAUGCAUAUGGCAUCUACCCGUACGACCAUUGCAGUGCCUCGACUUCUCAGUGCAUACAUUCUUGACGGGGUGGGACACAUUGUCAUGACAUAUGAAGCGGGCGAGCCACUCGCGCAAUACUGGGACCGUGUGUCGACAACGGAGCACAAUCGCAUCCUGGAGAGUCUACGGGACUACGUGAACCAGAUGCGGGAGAUUCCAGGCGAUUUCAUCGGGACGCUUGACGGAUCGCCCUGUCGAGAUGGCAUCUUUGAGGCCGGAUACGGCGACUAUACUCGGUACAGCUACGGCCCAUACCCAUCCGAAGAGGGCUUCAACGAAGGGAUCAUUCAAGCCUUGCGAGAUCGACUGCCCCCGGCACUGCUGGAGCGUGAACAUGACGCUGAAUCGCUCUUUUUCAACGCCGAGUACACGCUGUACCAAACCGUCCGGGGCCUCCAAAACCACAAGAUUGUGUUCACACACGCAGAUAUGCAUCCGGGGAAUAUCAUUGUUCGGCCUGAUGGCACGCUUGUUCUCUUGGACUGGGGUCUGGCUGGGUUUUGGCCCGAGUAUUGGGAGUUCUACCGGGCCAUGUUUAAUGCAGCCUGGAGAGCUUCAUGGGACCGCAUGGUGGAAAGGUUUAUCCCGCCUUUUUAUGUUGAGUACAGUGUGAUGAAAAGGGUAUUUGCAACUGUGUGGUACUAA